Glycine soja is the source of this 2332-nucleotide messenger RNA. RefSeq lists its product as uncharacterized. Bases 70 to 663 code for a protein of 197 amino acids. The record is from RefSeq and is a predicted model, not a curated record. The transcript has 2 exons. NCBI's taxonomy places the organism in Eukaryota, Viridiplantae, Streptophyta, Magnoliopsida, Fabales, Fabaceae.
GUAAAUUGCAUCUAAGAUCCGUAGGGUUAAUAGCAUACUAGAGAUUGUUUUCUUGGUGGAAUCAAAUCCAUGGACGACGCAAAACGCGAAGUGGAAGAGUGGGAAUUGCUCCAUCCAAACAACGACGACGAUUCAAUCGUGUUCGCUGGGCCACCACUGGACUCUAUCCGCCCCGAUCACUUCUCUCUCCUACACGACAACCUUAACCCCAAUUCCAGUUGCAGCUCCAAUUCCUCCUCCGAGGUCGAUCGCAACUUCGACGAUUCCUAUGUCGCCAAUCAGAUAUUCCCCAAUCAGAGCCUCUGGAACGGAGAUUCCGAUUCCGAUUCCGAUAUUCCCCGAUCAGAGCCUGUGGUGGAAGAAGCUCAAGAAGAGAAAAUACAACAAGUGGUUGAGAAAGACAAGAGAUUGGUGUGGUGGAAGGUUCCUUUUGAGGUUUUGAGGUAUUGGGUUAACCCUCUUCCUCUGUCUCUGCCUCUCUCUGUCGCUGCCGCUGCUGCUUUUCUGGGACUGUUCUUGCUUGGACGGACCUUGUACAGAAUGAAGCGCAAGACUCAAACUUUUAACCUCAACCUCGCUCUCGAUGAUAAGGGAUUGCCUUGUAUUGUAUACGUGGAGACUUUAGAGGACGAAUGCAACACAAAUAACUUCUUUUUGGAAUAAAUUGUAUGUUUACUCAAUAGUUGUUUUCUGGUUUUUGUUAUUAAUUAUAACAAAAAGACAAUACAAGAACUCAGUUGGCUACCAGUAUCCAUAAGAAAAUGAAUUGGAAACUCUAGACUCUUGUCUGUGUUUCGAAUUAUUGAGUUUUAUGCCGGGCAAAGACAACUUAGUGAUUGGAUUGUGUAUUAUGCAAUAAUUUCUUGCGGUAACUACUGAGUUUUGUGGAUUGGAACAUGAUUAGAUUGAGAUUUUCAGUGAUAUGAAAAGGGUGUGCUUAAUCUGCUAUUGUGUCGAGGGUGUGUUUAAUCUUCUGUUGUGCCGGUCCUUACUUCUACCUACGGAGCAGUUUUGGAUGGUUGGUUCUUAAAAGUUUUGGUAAAGAUAAGAAACGAAAGGGGGAUGGAGUUUAGUGUUGGAGUGUGCUUUGUGUUGUCCUUUGGUGCAUUUAGUUCAAGAGGCAGACCGAUCUUAUAUUUAAGGGUGUUACUAUGUCCUCAACCUUGUUACAGGAUACAGCUAUGCUUAUGGCUUUGAUAUUACGUUUUAGCUUUUCUACAUUCCUGAGAUUUUGUUCUUCUCUGUUGUAUCUAGAAUUUUCAUGACCAUGUGAGGGGAAGACCAAUAGAAGCUGUUGAUUCAAUAGGGUUGAUCAGAUGAAUGAUAGCCAAUAAAUAGAGGUAGACGAAGACUUAUGAAAACUGAGAGAAAUCCAAUUCCAAAAGGUUUUAUAGAGUGAUGGAACAAAAUGAUAGCAUCCAUGUAGGAUGUAGCUUUUCCCACCUUGUAGAAAUGGCUUUUUCUGUUGUUGUACUUGGAGAUUUUUUUUCUUCUUUUUUUCCAUUUUCAGUGUAUCUGAUCAUUUCCUAAACUGCAUUUUAUGCAUUUUGCCUCUAAUGCUAAUUCUUAUCUAAUAAAUACUUUAUUUGUUGGUGGUUGCUAUAUAAUAUUAAAGGAUACAUUAUGUAUUCAUGUAAACAUGUACACCAAAUAAUUCUGCUCUAAUUAAUGGAAAAAACAUGAAUUUAUUAGCUUGAUAUCCUAUCUAGCUUUGUCAUAUCUUCUUAUAUUACCCUUUUUGUAUGUCUCCUUUCUGGUGCAAUACCUAUGAAGUCUAAAUGAUUUACUUGUUUCAGUAAAUCAAAAGAUUGUUAGUGGACCACAAAUUCAAGAGAACUAAGCUAAGACAAAUGAGAAUAUGCUUGAUUACCCUGUAUAUGUUUGAUAUUUGACUUGGAUAAAUUCUUUUUGACUUCUGCCCUGCAUAUUGAGGGUCAAUUCUUUGUGUCUCUUUUAGUAUGCAGACCAUGUUUAGUGUGUGGAGCAAUUUGUGCUUGUUUCACUGCAUUACAUCAGUUAAGAAAAGCUCAUAGAGAUCAUAAAUUCAAAUGCAUGGCUUCAAUUAGUGGUUCUGCAUGCCUGUGGAUUUAUUAAAAUGAUUGGUAGAAAAAAAAUGAAGAGCAGUAUUUAGUUGAAAUUUUUUUCUGAGUGAUGAUAUUUUGAACUGUGACUCACUAUAAUGACUAUAUGUUUAUAGUUGUUUUUUAUCUUCCAAGUAUUAUGGUUUCACGUUGUUGAGGAUUGGCCAUGCAUCCAUAUCCACUUCACUUGCAUCAUGCAUAUGAUGGUUUUGUUGGUGUUUAUCUAUCUUCUUACAUUCUUUGAAAAAUCU